UCUCUAUGUUUCUUUCAAUUCCUUUCAUGGCCCUAUUCCUACAUCCAUAGGAAACUUAUCAUCCUUGAGGCAUUUGAGUCUUUUAGAAAAUCCGUUGAUUAAUGGCACUCUUCCAAUGAGUCUGGGGCUUCUAUCCAAUUUGGAGCAUUUAGAUGCAAGAGGGACUUCCUUAACAGGGACCAUAUCAGAAGUGCAUUUUACAGCACUCUCAAAAUUGAAGGACUUAGGGAUAUCUGGAACAUCUUUAUCUUUCCAUGUGAACUCCAGUUGGACUCCUCCAUUCCAACUAGAGGAUCUGGAGGCGGAUUCCUGUAAAAUGGGUCCAAAAUUUCCUGCAUGGCUGCAGACACAAAAGUCUCUUGUCUAUCUAGGCUUUUCCAGGUCUGGAAUUGUGGACACAGCUGCAAACUGGUUCUGGAAGUUCGCUUCAUACAUCAAAGAGAUCUAUCUCUCCAACAACCAGAUAUCUGGAGACUUAUCCCAAGUUGUACUAAAUAAUACUAUCAUUGAUUUGAGUUCUAAUUGCUUCUCAGGUCGGUUGCCACGUCUGUCUCCGAAUGUUGUUGAGUUGAAUGGAAGAUUUCCCCUUUCAUGUGCCAAAAGAUGAAUGGAAGAAGUAAAUUGGAGGUCCUUGACGUAUCAAUUAAUGCUUUAUCAGGGGAACUUUCUGAUUGUUGGAUGCAUUGGCCGUCUCUUACUCAUGUAAGCCUGGGAAGCAACAAUCUAUCUGGUAAAAUUCCUAAUUCCACGGGUUCUUUGGUCGGACUUAAAGCAUUGAGCUUGCAAAACAAUUCGUUCUAUGGAGAAAUACCCUCAUCACUAGAGAAUUGCAAGGUUUUGGGGCUGAUAAAUCUAAGUGACAAUAAAUUUUCGGGGAUUAUACCCAGGUGGAUUUUUGAGAGGACAACUCUAAUUAUUAUCCACUUAAGAUCCAAUAAAUUCAUGGGCAAAAUUUCUCCACAAAUAUGCCAGCUUUCUUCUCUUAUAGUGUUGGAUCUUGCUGAUAAUAGUCUGUCAGGAUCAAUACCCAAGUGCUUGAAUAAUAUCAGUGCGAUGACUGCAAGACCUAUCCGGGGUAUUUGGUAUGAUGCUUUGGAAGCAGAUUAUGAUUAUGAAUCUUACAUGGAAAGUCUUGUUUUAGAUAUAAAGGGGAGGGCAGCAGAGUACGAAGGGAUUCUUCGAUAUGUAAGGAUGAUUGACCUUUCAAGUAACAAUUUAUCUGGAUCAAUCCCAAUUGAAAUCUCAAGUCUUUUUGGACUGCAAUUUCUAAACUUAUCUCGAAAUCAUUUAAUGGGGAGGAUACCAGAGAAAAUUGGGGUGAUGGCAUCAUUAGAAUCUCUAGAUCUCUCGAGAAAUCAUCUUUCAGGCGAAAUUCCUCAGAGCAUGAGCAAUUUAACAUUUCUUGAUCACCUGGACCUAUCAUUCAACAACUUUUCUGGGAGAAUUCCUUCAAGCACCCAGCUUCAAAGCUUGGAUCCACUUUCUUUCUUUGGCAAUCCUGAACUGUGUGGAGCCCCUCUUACCAAAAACUGCACAAAAGAUGAAGAGACUCUAGGUCCCACUGCUGUAGAAGAAAACAGAGAAAUUCCAGAAAUCUCAUGGUUUUACAUCGGCAUGGGAUCAGGAUUCAUUGUGGGGUUUUGGGGAGUUUGUGGAGCUCUCUUUUUCAAGAGAGCAUGGAGGCAUGCUUAUUUCCAGUUUCUUUACGACAUGAGAGACCGGGCCUAUGUGGGUAUAGCAAUAAAAUUGAAGUGGUUCCACCAAAAGCUGAGAAGAUACCAUGCUGGAUGAUCUCCAAGGGAGUGUAUCAUACUCGCAUGUUUCAACAACUUCAGUGGCAUGGCCAAAGAGCACUAUAUAUUCGAAGUGAUAGUAUUAAUUUCGCAUUGCAGUAAUUAUCUUUUGUGUUGAAGUUUCUAUAUAUGUUAUUGCCGUUGUGUUAUGAUAUUAAUUAAUAAUCUCUUUUAGUUUCUAUAUAUGUUAUUGCUGUUAUGUUAUGAUAUUAAUUAAUAAUCUCUUUUAGGCACUGUUGCCAUGAAAAUGAAUUGAGUGUUGAUGCA
Molecule: messenger RNA, 2060 nt
Organism: Vitis riparia (riverbank grape)
Lineage: Eukaryota; Viridiplantae; Streptophyta; Magnoliopsida; Vitales; Vitaceae
Product: receptor-like protein EIX2
Exons: 2
Coding region: 592-1791 (399 amino acids)
Molecular function (GO): protein binding
Source: RefSeq, a predicted model, not a curated record